AUGCCGGCGGUGCUGGGCGCCGCCUGGGCCCUGCUGGCCGCCGCCUUCCUGGCGGGGCUGGUGCUGGUGCUGCUGCCGCCGCUGCGGGGGGCCGGCAGCGUCGGCGUCGUCUCCGGCCUUUUCCAGGAUCUCAUUCGCUACGGGAAGACGAAGCGCGGCUACGGGCAGCGCCCGGCCUGGCUGCGCCUCCUCCAGGUGCCCAAGAGGUGGUUUACUCACUUUUAUGUGGUUUCUGUGCUCUGGAAUGGCUUUCUGCUGAUCUGGCUUUUCCGAGCUGAGUUCCUCGGAGGGUUGCUCCCAUCAUGGAUUCAGCAUGUGCACCGUGCUCUUGGUAGAGAUCCUCAAAGUGAGGACACAGAUAGUGAACACUUCUCUGCGCUCCUGGUUCUCCUGCUGCUUUGGCUGCAUAGCUGUCGAAGACUUGCAGAAUGCCUCUGGACCAGCGUGUUUUCCAAUGGUGUCAUUCAUAUUGUGCAGUAUUGCUUUGGACUUGGUUACUACGUUGCCGUUGGCUCAACUGUGCUAUGUCAAGUGCCUACUAACGUCAGCAAUGGAAAAGAGCUUUCUGUGCAGAUCUGCUGGUAUCACAUUGUAGGAGUUAUGAUGUACAUCUGGGCCUCUCUUCACCAACACAGAUGUCUUGUGAUUCUAGCUAAUCUUAGAAAAAGUAAAUCAGGAAAGGUGGUAAGUCUGAGCCACAGUGUACCUUUCGGAGACUGGUUUGAGAGAGUUUCUUGCCCUCAUUAUUUUGCAGAGCUCCUCAUAUAUGUAUCUAUGGCCAUCACACUUGGAUUUCACAACGUGACGUGGUGGUGCGUAGUGAUGUGUGUUCUUUUUAACCAGGCACUGGCUGCUGUUUUGUGUCACGAGUUCUAUCAGAAAAACUUUAGCUCCUACCCAAAGCAUCGUAAAGCAUUUAUACCAUUUGUUUUUUAGAAUAUUUCUUCUACAGUAUCUUUAGUGCAAACUGGGAAAUGUUUUCUAUAAGGGAAUAAGAGAUUUACGGUUUAUUAAAGCCAAGGUAAAAUCGCACAUUUUCUCUAAUUCUAGCUUAAAAGCUCAUAAUUUUAAUGAUAAUCUCAUCCAUGUUACCAAUUUAUGUGGGGAAAUGUAAGGUCUCUGCAUAUCAUACAAGCUAAAAAGAGGUUUACUGAAGACCUUAAUUCAAACUGAAGAGAUGCUAAUUGGCUCUUUUUCUGUUUCAUAAUUAUAUCUUGUGCAUAAAACACUUGCUGUUGUGCAGCAAGCCCAAAUACAUAUACAUGAAAACUGCGUGGUGAAAGGAGGGUGCAGGGAAUCAUUUUAACUACUGUAUUUCACAUCUUGUCUAAUAUUUAAGCUUAUUGUUUUCCUAGUCUCUUUUCUUUGAAUCACUUCGGAGGGAGGCACAUUGUGUAUUGUCUUUCUGUGCUUCCCGCUUGAUAAUUAAAACCAGCCACUGCUUUAUAACUGCAAGCACAAAAACCGGUGGAGAAGGCUGCGGUGGAGGAGUGACUCAUGCUCAGCAGUGGAGAUAAACAGACCCAUUCUCUGCAUUAUCUCUUCUGCACCAGUGUUUUCAUUCAUUGAUGAAAACUCCUUUUUUAUCCCUAAACUGGGAAAAUCAUGGAAGGUGCUCUGUCUAGAGAGACAGUAGAAGAGAAUUUGCAGAAAAUUAAUGUUCUUGGUUAUGGUUCUGUCGUCCUUGUAGCGUGUUAUUGGAAUCCCUUCUGUCUUAGAGGGGGCAGUUAUGCAGGAUGACCGUAACCACGACUACACUGGUUUUUAAACAGCCUGUGAGAGCAGAUGUAAUGAACUGCCGAGGCAGAGAACACACGGAAACCAGUACCUGACAAGCGUUGCAAAGCAAUUCUUUACUGGGGAGAUGAUGUCACUCAGCGCAGGGGUUUUUUGCACUUAACCAUUGGAUAUUCUGGUCCUUUUCAUGAUACUGGAGUGAAUGAUCAGUUUGCAUGAUGUAGCUAGCAUAUGGAUGCUGGUGUUUCAGCAUGUUUUCUACUUACAUGCGUAUAUUAUUUUGUGUAUGAGAAGAAUUUUUAUAUACUGAAGUAUUUCCUAUGAAUUAUCUAAUUAAAACAGUUUAUUACA
Molecule: messenger RNA, 2088 nt
Organism: Gymnogyps californianus (California condor)
Lineage: Eukaryota; Metazoa; Chordata; Aves; Accipitriformes; Cathartidae
Gene: SRD5A3
Product: steroid 5 alpha-reductase 3
Exons: 5
Coding region: 1-936 (311 amino acids)
Biological process (GO): polyprenol catabolic process; dolichol-linked oligosaccharide biosynthetic process
Cellular component (GO): endoplasmic reticulum
Molecular function (GO): 3-oxo-5-alpha-steroid 4-dehydrogenase activity
Source: RefSeq, a predicted model, not a curated record